AACGCGUCAACUGUCUGCGAGAUUUGGUUGGCUGAGGUCUAAAAAGAGCUACUCAUAAAAGAAGAAAGAAGAAAGAAAGGAAGCAAAUCCAAUUAUUCCAACGGCCGAAGCAUUUUUACCUUACUUUUUGGUUUUGCUGAUCUUUUCUAAAUUCUCAACUUCAUCCUAUGCCAAACACACCUUCCAAAAAGUGAAAAAAAAAAAAAAAAAGGGAGCACAAAAGAGAUCAUAUCCAAAAUCUUGCUGCCCAAUUACACCUACUCCUCUGCUUUGAUCUUUCUGAAUAGGCAAGUUGAGGUUUUUUUUUCGUUUUUGGUUUGUCUUUCUUUGUGGGAAGUUUGGCCUUGUAAGGGGAAAAAAAAGAAAAACAAAAAGAUUAAAACAAAAAUCUGGGUUUUAUUCUGUUUUGAUGGGAGCUUGCUGGAGCAAUCGGAUCAAGUCUGUCAGUUCUACUACAGGAGUUAAUUCGAGGAGUGCGAGCAGAAAAGGAAACAAUUUGAGUGUUUCAAGCAGCAGGAUUUCUUCAGCUUCUAUACCACAAACUCCCCGGAGUGAGGGUGAGAUUUUGCAGUCUUCAAAUUUAAAGACUUUCACUUUCAGUGAGCUCAGGACAGCCACCAGAAACUUCCGGCCAGACAGUGUGCUAGGAGAAGGUGGAUUUGGUUCUGUCUUCAAAGGAUGGAUUGAUGAGCAUUCACUUACAGCUACCAAGCCUGGUACUGGCAUGGUUAUUGCUGUUAAGAGGCUGAACCAAGAAGGGUUCCAGGGUCACAAGGAAUGGCUGGCUGAAAUCAACUAUCUUGGACAAUUGCAUCAAGCUAAUCUUGUAAAGUUGAUUGGUUAUUGCUUAGAGGAUGAGCAUCGGCUUCUUGUAUACGAGUUCAUGGCUCGGGGUAGCAUGGAGAAUCAUUUAUUCAGGAGGGGGUCGCACUUCCCACCACUUUCUUGGGGCAUCCGGAUGAAGGUUGCACUUGGUGCUGCCAAAGGGCUUGCUUUUCUUCACAGUGCCAAGACACAAGUCAUAUAUCGUGACUUUAAAACGUCUAAUAUCUUACUUGAUUCGAAUUACAAUGCAAAACUCUCUGAUUUUGGGUUAGCUAGGGAUGGGCCAACUGGUGACAGGAGCCAUGUUUCUACUAGGGUCAUGGGAACCUAUGGAUAUGCUGCUCCAGAGUAUCUAGCCACAGGUCAUUUGAAUGCCAAGAGCGACAUAUACAGCUUUGGAGUUGUUCUUCUAGAAAUAUUGUCUGGUCGACGAGCUAUUGACAAGAACAGGCCAUCUGGAGAACACAAUCUGGUGGAGUGGGCAAAACCUUAUCUGACCAAUAAACGGAGAACAUUCCGUGUACUAGACACCCGUCUCCAAGGCCAGUAUUCAUUGAAUCGGGCCCAAAAUGCAGCUAACCUUGCACUUCAGUGCUUAGCUGUAGAACCCAAGUUCAGGCCAAGCAUGGAUGAGGUGGUAACAGCGCUUGAGCAGCUUCAGGAGCCAGAUGACAUGCCAAAAAGCAUUCAGAAGGAACCUCACGUAAAUGCUCGCAACCAUUCCAAUAGUAAACCAACCACUUAUCCAAAGCCUUCUGCUUCACCGCUUCAUGUUUAGAUGAAAACCUUUUGAUGCAGCAGCAAUUUCUUUCCUGAUUUGAACUUCCAUAGGAAUUGUUUCGGGGAUAUAGGCAGGUGACAAAUCCAUGUUUGAGUGGUGUACAGUUCUUUUAAAUCUAGCUCUGAAAUUUAUCAACCCCAGAUCAGAGAGGAUGCAUGAACAUGAUCUGGGUUUUGCUAAAUUUCAUACCAUCAUGUUUGAAAAAGUGAAGAAUAUAUGUUCAAGUUUGCAUGAAGAUGUUUUCAACCUUAUUUCAGGUUUUCUUUGGGG
Durio zibethinus is the source of this 1876-nucleotide messenger RNA. Its product is annotated as receptor-like cytoplasmic kinase 176. Gene Ontology annotation, molecular function: protein kinase activity; ATP binding. NCBI's taxonomy places the organism in Eukaryota, Viridiplantae, Streptophyta, Magnoliopsida, Malvales, Malvaceae. The record is from RefSeq and is a predicted model, not a curated record. Gene Ontology annotation, biological process: protein phosphorylation.